CACAUUUCUCCACUUUAUCGACUUAACUCCGUUGAGCCAAGGCAGUGCCAAUGGACGUAACGGUGGAGAACAGAGCCAUGAAGGGAGUGAGGUACCUCUGUGAAAAUGGCAUCACAAGGAUCCCUCCCAGGUACGUCUUGCCCCUCUCCGAUCGGCCCCGGCUCGCGCCGGCCGUUCGUAAACCCAAUCUCCAGCUUCCCGUCGUCGACGUCGGCCAGCUGCUUUCGCCCGACCGCGCCAGCGUCCUCGAGACAUUAGACAGAGCUUGCAAGGAGUAUGGCUUCUUCCAGGUGGUGAAUCAUGACGUAGAUGGUGAGGCUAUUCGGAGAAUGAUCGACGUCGGGAAGAGGUUCUUCGAGCUUCCGUUCGAGGAGAGAGAGAGGUACAUGACGACCGACGUGAGGAGCGCAGUGAGGUACGGGACCAGCUUCAACCAGACCAAGGAUCGAGUGUUCUGUUGGAGGGACUUCUUGAAGCUGAGCUGCCAUCCUCACGACACUGUUCUUCCACACUGGCCUUCUUCUCCCACGGAUUUGAGGGAGGAAGCAGCUUCAUAUGCCAAGCACGUCAAGUCCUUGUUCUUGGUCGUCAUGGCGGCCGUCCUCGAGAGCCUCGGUGUGGGAACCUCCGCUCUCGACGAGUUCGACGCCGGAUCCCAACUCAUGGUGCUGAAUUGCUACCCAGCGUGCCCUCAGCCUGAUCUUACCCUCGGGAUGCCGGCCCACUCCGACUACGGCUUCCUCACGUUCGUCCUCCAGGACGAGGUCGAGGGCCUCCAGGUGCUGUACCGCGAUGAAUGGAUCACCGUCGAGCCCGUUCCGAACGCCUUUGUCGUCAACGUCGGCGAUCACCUUGAGAUAUUUAGCAAUGGAAGAUACAGUAGCGUGCUGCACCGGGUGCUGGUCAACUCCUCCACGUCGCGGUUGUCCGUGGCCUCCCUCCACAGCCUCCCGUUCGACAGCGUCGUACGGCCGUCGCCGGAGCUCGUCAACGAAGAGAACCCCAGGAUGUACGUGGACACGGAUUUCGCCGCUUUCCUGGACUACAUGUCCUCCUGCGAGCCCCAGCGCAAGAACUUCGUCGACUCCAGGAAGUUGACCCGCCGCCCAUAGUCAUCCAUCCAAAACCCGUUGACGUUGACUUGCCCUACCUGGUUUCCCUGUCCUGAGUCACGAGUCUAUUGUGAAAUACCAUUAUUGAGAUCAGUAGUGUUCUUGUGUAGUCUUUUGUAUCGAAUCCUAUAUGUAUGUCUUUUUCUCUAGUUGGUAUGAGAGGUGUGAUGGAGUUUAAGAUACAUUGGAUCUCCUUCUAAUAGCUAAAUUUUGGGA
Messenger RNA from Musa acuminata AAA Group (dessert banana), 1328 nucleotides. RefSeq names its product probable 2-oxoglutarate-dependent dioxygenase SLC1. The record is from RefSeq and is a predicted model, not a curated record. Bases 51 to 1112 code for a protein of 353 amino acids. Lineage: Eukaryota; Viridiplantae; Streptophyta; Magnoliopsida; Zingiberales; Musaceae. The transcript is spliced from 4 exons.